Molecule: messenger RNA, 2966 nt
Organism: Ochotona curzoniae (black-lipped pika)
Lineage: Eukaryota; Metazoa; Chordata; Mammalia; Lagomorpha; Ochotonidae
Gene: DESI1
Product: desumoylating isopeptidase 1
Exons: 7
Coding region: 236-775 (179 amino acids)
Biological process (GO): protein modification by small protein removal
Molecular function (GO): peptidase activity
Source: RefSeq, a predicted model, not a curated record
GUCCGAGACCCUUCCCGUCCCCUCUCUGUCACCUCACAGUAGUCGUUGCCGGUAGCGGGCGCGGGGGCGCGAGCAGCGUAGGGUGGCCUCUCCCCCGCCCCUCAGGCCGGGCCCGGGCUCGGUUCCCCCCUCCCCCCGGUCCCGCUCCCACCUCUCCCCGCCCGGGUCGGGUACGGGAAGGUCCAAGCCGCUGCCGGGUGCCCGAGGGCCGUGGUGGCCGCCGCCACGGGCCCCGAUGGAGCCGCCGAAUCUCUAUCCGGUGAAGCUCUACGUGUACGACCUGUCCAAGGGCCUGGCCCGACGACUCAGCCCCAUCAUGCUGGGGAAACAGCUGGAAGGCAUCUGGGAGGGACGUUGCUUGGGCCUCCAGACUCUGUGGUUGAUGUGGGGAGCACUGAAGUCACAGAAGAAAUCUUCCUGGAGUACCUGUCCUCCCUGGGGGAGUCUCUGUUCCGUGACCGGGAGCUUCAGAUGCUGUUGUUGGCCUUCUGUAUCACUCCACAGGGUGCUUGCCAACUUUCUCAUAUCUGUUCUCCAAACCUUUCUCCUGAUGCACAGAGGUGAGGCCUACAACCUCUUUGAACACAACUGUAACACCUUCAGCAACGAAGUGGCACAGUUCCUGACAGGGCGGAAGAUUCCUUCUUACAUCACUGACCUGCCCUCUGAAGUCCUGUCUACGCCCUUCGGACAGGCGCUUCGGCCUCUCCUGGACUCCAUCCAGAUCCAGCCUCCUGGGGGUAACUCCGUGGGCAGACCCAACGGCCAGAGCUAACAGGACCACAUGGGACCGCCCUGCCUCACCAGGGCUUUUCCUUUUUAAACAAAACAAACCCUACCAGAUUUCUAUUUUAUAAUUUUACAUCAGAGCUAACAACCAGGGGACGGCUUUUUAAAUAUCCCAGGGAAGGAGAUCACCAGGCUGCACAUAGGACAAUGCUGCUAAGAAACAGAACAAAAUGCCACCCUUCCAAUAGUAUUACACUAAUUUAUUAAGGCUGUCUUGUCUGUGAGUUCACUUUUGACGCUGUUUCCUAAGCGUCCUCCACCCUGGAGAAAGGGAGGGAGGUUGGUUAAGUAGAAAGCAAGAGGCACAAUUUGGGGGAGCCCCAGCCUAGAAGUUAUUUCUAGAGAAUACCCAUUUUUGACCCAGGUUGUCACCCUGUGGGACCCAGGGGAGUUUAAGCACAUCCAUGACCCAAGAGCAGCUUCCUUCUGCAGGUAGACGAACCAAAGGAUUUGGUACAGAAUGACUAGUCCGACUCAGUGAACUCUUAGCUACAACCUAUCUUGCCUCCGCUCCCCUGGCCCCAUUAGGCUAUGGGUCCAGAGCUGGAGCGGCUGGAAGAGUGACAGCAAGGAUCAGACCAGAGAAUACAGGAUAAAGCCAUUUCUCCUUGCACUGGAUCUGAUGGCUGCCCUCAGGCCACACUUCCUCAGCAUGGCAUGCCUGGCACGCCUGAUGAAGGUCUGGGCUGCAGCGGCAGAACCCGGUCCUUACCCUGCAAAUCAUGGUGCGAGUCAUUUGCAGUCCCUAAAACCUCCCAUCUAGACCAGUAUGCAGUCUCAGCUAGGGACCAGGAGGGUGUGAUGCCCUGCUCUAAAAAAAUCUCUGAUGUAGAAAAAAUUAAUGACGCAGAAUCAAGGUAGCAAGAAAAUGUAGUGUUGUUUCCACUAGACACUUUGACCCUGCCCUAAGUGUGUUCUGAAGGCACACACCGUCACUGUUAUCAUCCAGGCUCUAAGGAAGCAUGACUGGGCAUUUUCCUGAUGACUUGCUGCUGACAAUUUACAGUCUUUGGUCUGAAGAGGCUCCCGUAACUCGGACCUUGAGGAAGGCAGCGUGAGGAAGGGGCUGAGGCAGCCUGAGGCACCCACAGCCACCUCGGGCCCCUCCUGCCGUGACUAUCACUGCAGGCUUGGGUUGUGUUUCUCCUUCCAGAAAAGUUGCCGCCCAUCUCUGACCCCUCCCCUGCCAUCAGCUGGCCUUAUCAGAGCUUCAGCUGAAGGGAGAGAGGUCCCUCUGCCUUGGCGUCACUGUCCCCGAUGGGGCCUGUCCAGCCGGGAGCCCCAGUGACGUUUUGGAACUGUAAGACUAGAGGCCAAACAAAUGAGCAGUUUUAAUUCUUCUCAAGAUGCACUCGUUCGCAGUGUGCACACAGUGACAGCAGAGCAGAACUGGCAGGAGUCAUUGUUUAAUGCUGGUCCUGGUAGCAGGGUUGAGUUUCUCCUGGGAGGGCAGGAAAGUUGAUCUAGGCCAUCAUUCUGCUGCCCACCAUGCCCAGCCUUGUCUGGCCCGUCUCUCCCAGCCUCCUGUCCCACCCUGCUCCAUCCAGGGCUCUCUGUCCCCAGAGGACACUGGGCUUUGUUCUCCUCUCCCACACACAGGCUCAGCCACUCACUCUUGGACACAGUGCCAUUCCGAACAGUUAGCUCCAGUGACUCCCCAGGACAAUCUUGAGUCACUCACUUUCUUGAACAGCACCUGUUCACACCCACAGUGUCCGUGCCAAUGUGCUGUGCCCUGGGAUUUAUGGGAGCUGGAGGCACCUUUGCAGGAAGGCAAGCUCUCCCGCCCACCCCAGCAGGCAGGUCCCCCUGUCACUAUAGAAGCCCAGGCUCAGGCUAGGACCUCUCCCAGCCAGCCUUCACCCUGCUCUGUCUUGCCCAGAACCUCAGGAGCAUGCCCAUUGUGACCAGCUAACUCCACGUGGACAUGCGUGGGCGAGCAGAGUGGAUACUGAGUCCUGUUCUGUGUCAGAGUGGACACUUCCAUAGAGGUCCGUGGGUUAAAAGGGACAGGGAAGGAGGAGGGAUGAGACCGUCACCCCUUCCCAGAAACAAAGCUUGUACCUGGAAUGCAUUGAUGCCCUCGAAGUCAAACUAGUAACUGUCUGGGAUGGAGGUGUGGGCUGGUGUUCUUUGAUGUUUUUUCUAAUGCAAUAAACUCAUUUCUGCCUGCUGCA